AUGCCAGCGGAAAAUCAAAAUACUAUUCAAGAGAGGAGCUCCAAUAACAUCAGUAACAACGUUAAUACUCAGAUUGGAUGCCAUGGUGUUCCUAAUGAAGAGUUGAACAUCACGGUGGCAGUGAGGUGCAGGGGAAGAAAUGAAAGGGAAAUUGGUAUGAAAAGCUCCGUAGUGGUGAAUGUCCCCGAUAUCACGGGUUCCGAAGAAGUUUCCAUCAAUACUACGGGGGACACAGGCAUUACAGCUCAAAUGAACGCCAAGAGAUAUACAGUCGACAAAGUUUUUGGCCCCGGCGCUUCCCAAGAUCUGAUUUUCGAUGAAGUGGCAGGCCCUUUAUUCCAAGAUUUCAUCAAAGGUUACAAUUGUACCGUAUUAGUAUACGGUAUGACAUCCACGGGUAAAACUUACACCAUGACAGGUGACGAAAAACUAUAUAACGGUGAACUGAGCGAUGCUGCGGGAAUUAUACCGAGAGUUCUUUUGAAGUUGUUUGACACGCUGGAGUUACAACAAAAUGACUAUGUGGUAAAAUGCUCAUUUAUCGAACUGUACAAUGAAGAAUUAAAGGACCUACUAGAUAACAACAGCAAUAACUCCAGCAAUAAUGCUUUCGAAGGUCCUUUUAUGAAAAAAUUGAGGAUUUUUGAUUCAAGUACUGCCAAUAACACCACCAGCAACAGCGCUAGCAGUUCCAGAAGUAAUUCCAGAAAUAGUUCUCCACGCUCAUUGAAUGAUUUGACACCUAAAGCUGCUCUACUAAGGAAAAGAUUAAGAACAAAAUCACUGCCCAAUACUAUCAAGCAACAACAUCAGCAACAACAUCAGCAACAAACGAUAAAUUCUAGAAACAACUCCUCCUCUAAUUCCGGUUCUACGAAUAAUAACAUUCCUGGUAACACCAACACAAAUAAUAGCCAAAGAAGCUCGAUGGCUCCAAAUGACCAAUCGAAUGGCAUAUACAUUCAAAAUUUACAAGAGUUUCACAUAACUAAUGCCAUGGAAGGUUUGAACCUAUUGCAAAGAGGUUUGAAACAUAGGCAGGUGGCUUCCACCAAAAUGAAUGACUUUUCGAGUAGAUCGCAUACCAUUUUCACAAUUACUUUGUAUAAGAAGCACCAGGAUGAAUUAUUCAGGAUAUCAAAAAUGAAUCUGGUGGAUUUAGCAGGUUCAGAAAAUAUUAACCGAUCUGGAGCACUGAACCAACGUGCCAAAGAAGCUGGUUCAAUUAACCAAAGCCUGCUUACGCUGGGAAGAGUAAUCAAUGCACUUGCUGACAAAAGCGGUCAUAUCCCAUUCCGUGAAUCAAAAUUGACACGUUUGCUCCAAGACUCACUUGGUGGUAAUACAAAGACUGCAUUAAUCGCUACAAUAUCGCCCGCAAAGGUGACCUCCGAAGAAACUUGCAGUACACUGGAGUAUGCAUCAAAGGCUAAAAACAUCAAGAACAAACCACAACUGGGUGCUUUCAUAAUGAAAGAUAUUCUAGUUAAAAACAUUACUAUGGAACUCGCUAAAAUUAAGUCCGAUCUUCUUUCUACGAAAUCUAAAGAAGGAAUAUACAUGAGCCAGGACCAUUACAAGAAUCUGAAUAGUGAUUUAGAAAGCUACAAAAAUGAAGUACAAGAAUGCAAAAGAGAUAUCGAAAGUCUAUCAUCCAAAAAUUCAUUGCUAUUAAAAGAUAAAUUGAAGUCUAAAGACACAAUUCAAUCUCAAAAUUCCCAAAUGGAAUCAUUAAAGGUCACGAUCAAUCAAUUAAAGGCCCAGCUAGAUAAACAACAUAAAACAGAACUAGAGAUAUCUGGCUUCAAUAAUAAACUACAGAAGCUAACUGAAAUAAUGCAAUUAGCCCUACAAGAUUAUAAAAGAAGAGAACUCGACCUUAAUAAGAAAUUUGAAACGCACAUUAGCAAAGAGAUCAAAACUUUAAAAACAACUUUGUUUUCACAAUUAAGUGGUAUGGAACAGAAAAAUAUCUCCCAAGAAACUAAUAUCCAGCCUAAUCUUGAUAUAAUCAAAAAUGAAGUUCUGACUUUAAUGGAAACCAUGCAAGAAAAGGCAGAGUUAAUGUACAAAGACUGUGUGAAGAAAAUCCUAAAUGAGUCUCCAAAGUUUUUCAAUGUCAUCGUAGAAAAAAUUGACAUAAUAAGGGUUGAUUUUCAGAGAUUUUAUAAUAAUAUAGCGGAGAAUCUUUCUGACAUAAGUGAAGAAAACAACAAUCUAAAACAGUAUUUGAAAAACCAUUUCUUCAAAAAUAAUCACCAAGAACUACUAAAUCAUCAUAUAGACUCCACUUAUGAAAAUAUCGAAAAGAAAACAAGUGAGUUCGUCGAAAAUUUCAAAAAUACUCUAAAUGACCACCUAGAGGAAAAUAAGAAAUUAAUAAUGCAAAAUCUAACGAACGCGACUAGUGCCGUUAUUAAUCAAGAGAUGGAUUUAUUCGAACCAAAGAGAGUUAAGUGGGAAAAUUCGUUCGAUCUGAUAAAUAAGUGCGACUCCAUGAAUAACGAAUUCUAUAAUAACAUGGCCACCACAUUAUCUCAAAUUAAAAGUACAGUUGACACAUCGUCAAAUUCAAUGAAUAAAUCUAUUUCUGUCAUGAAAGGGCAAGUGGAAGAAUCCGAGAAUGCUGUAUCUCUUCUAAAAAACAACAAGAAAUUCAAUGAUCAAUUUAAACAAUUAGUUGACAAGCACACAAUAUUAAAGGACAAUAUCGAGAAUUCAAUCACGUCAACUCACUCUCAUAUAACAAAUGUAGACGACAUUUACGAUACAAUCGAAAACAUAAUGAAGAACUAUGGUAAUAAGGAAAACGCUGCCAAAAAUGAGAUGAUCGAUAACAUCCUAAAGGAAAUACCAAGCCUAAGUAAGAGAAUACCGUUAAGACUCUCAAACACAAAUGGGAAUUCAGCGCAAAAUAUACUAUCCCCAAAAAAACAUGCAAUUGAUGACGAAAAUCCAUCUAACAAAAUUACAGACGGAGAAGAAGCCAGGAAAAUACUAAAGACAGAAUAG
Saccharomyces eubayanus is the source of this 3012-nucleotide messenger RNA. It is a transcript of the gene CIN8, whose product is annotated as kinesin motor protein CIN8. Gene Ontology annotation, biological process: microtubule-based movement; mitotic spindle assembly. Gene Ontology annotation, molecular function: microtubule binding; minus-end-directed microtubule motor activity; plus-end-directed microtubule motor activity. The coding region runs from base 1 to 3012 and encodes 1003 amino acids. The record is from RefSeq and is a predicted model, not a curated record. The transcript has a single exon. Gene Ontology annotation, cellular component: spindle microtubule; nucleus. Lineage: Eukaryota; Fungi; Ascomycota; Saccharomycetes; Saccharomycetales; Saccharomycetaceae.